Messenger RNA from Chrysochloris asiatica (Cape golden mole), 942 nucleotides. Its product is annotated as olfactory receptor 2F1-like. The record is from RefSeq and is a predicted model, not a curated record. The transcript has a single exon. Gene Ontology annotation, cellular component: membrane. Gene Ontology annotation, biological process: G protein-coupled receptor signaling pathway. Gene Ontology annotation, molecular function: G protein-coupled receptor activity; olfactory receptor activity. The coding region runs from base 1 to 942 and encodes 313 amino acids. Lineage: Eukaryota; Metazoa; Chordata; Mammalia; Afrosoricida; Chrysochloridae.
AUGAGGAGGGACAACCUGACUUGGGUGAGUGACUUUGUCCUCGUGGGCCUCUCCAGGGACCAGCAGGCUCAGGCUGGACUCUUCAUCCUCUUUGGGGCCACCUACCUGCUGACCCUGCUGGGCAACGGGCUCAUUGUCCUCCUGACCGGGCUGGACAGGCGUCUCCACCUGCCCAUGUACUUCUUCCUGAGCCACCUCUCCAUCGUGGACAUCGGGUACACCACCAGUGGGGUCCCCCAGAUGCUGGUGCACUUUCUCCAAGAAAGGAAGACCAUCUCCUUCAGACGGUGUGGGCUCCAGCUCUUCUUCUCCCUGGCCCUCGGGGGUACUGAGUACCUGCUGCUGGCCGCCAUGGCCUAUGACCGCUACGUGGCCAUCUGUGAUCCUCUGUGGUAUAUUACAGUGAUGAGCCUGAGGCUCUGCGUGGUGCUGGUGGCCGUGUGCUGGCUGGUAGGCCUGGCGAAUUCGGCCGUGGAGACAGCCAUCACCAUGAGCCUGCCCACCUGCGGGCGCAACGUGCUCAAUCACGUGGCCUGUGAGACGCUGGCGCUGGUCCGCCUGGCCUGUGUGGACACCACCCUCAACCAGCUGGUCAUCGUGGUCUCCAGCAUCGUGGUGCUGCUGGUGCCCUGCUGCCUGGUGUCCCUCUCUUACACCCACAUUGCAGCCGCCAUCCUGCGUAUCCGCUCCAGCCAGGGACGCCGCAAGGCCUUUGGGACCUGUGCCUCCCACCUGGCCGUGGUCUCUAUGUCCUACGGGAUGGCCCUCUUCACCUACCUGCAGCCCCACUCGGCUGCCUCGGCGGAGCAGGACAAGAUGGUGGUGCUCUUUUACGCCGUGGUGACGCCGCUCCUGAACCCACUCAUCUACAGUCUACGCAACCAGGACAUGAAGGCAGCGCUGAGCCGGCUCCUCGGCAGGAACCCCCGGCUCGGGCGUUAG